AAAAUUAGAAAUUAAUUUUACAGCAACCAAACAUUAGACAGAAAAUGCUUAGGACAAUAAUAUUUCAUAUAUACUCGCCUAGAAAUUACAAAGAAACACCGUGGACUUGUUCUCCACUCUCCAAUACGCCCUCAAAACAGGAUAUGAAACGCGCACAGUAUAUUAUACAGUAAAAACUCAAGAAAAUGAACGAGGAAUAACAAAAGUGAAAAAAAAAUAAUCUUUCCAUAAAUGGGCUGCCUCACAAUUUACCCAAAUUCAUGUAUUAAUCAAGAAAAGUUCGCAGACACGUAAUUCUGAGUUUCUACUUUCUAUAGUUAACAGUCCACACACAGUUUUGAAGAUAUUUUUUGAACAAAAAUCGUUCUUCCUUAUUUCUUCGUCAGCUGAAAUCUGUGUACGAGAACCAAAUUCGAUUGUCUUUCCCUUACAGUAACAGUUGACUGAAACAAAAAGAGGGUCUUUCGGAUUUUAUCGUGCUCUGUUUUGUGUGGAUUUUGACAAUGGCGGGCGAAAAGGAGGGCACGACAAGAACUCUUGAGCAGACCCCGACAUGGGCCGUGGCCGGAGUUUGUGCUGUAAUUAUAGUCAUCUCGAUUAUCUUAGAAAAGGUUCUUCACAAAGUUGGAACGUGGCUAACGGAUAGGCACAAGAAAGCGCUUUAUGAGGCAUUGGAGAAGGUCAAAGCCGAGUUGAUGAUUCUCGGUUUUAUCUCGCUAUCACUUGUGUUCAGUCAAUAUUACAUUGCCGAAAUCUGCAUUCCCGAAAGUGUUGGUAAUACAAUGUUGCCUUGCCGAAGGAAAGACAAUGCUAAGGAAGAACAUAGGCGUAGGUUAUUGUCAUACGAGCGAAGGGUUUUAGCUGGUGGUGGAUAUGCUACUUGCAAGGAGGGGAGUGUAGCACUUAUAACUGUAGACGGGCUGCACCAAAUACAUAUCCUUAUAUUCUUUUUAGCAGUAUUUCACGUUAUCUACAGUGCUAUAACUAUGGCUCUCGGAAGACUCAAGAUCCGUGGCUGGAAGCAGUGGGAACAGGAGACUUCAUCUCAGAAUUAUGAAUUUUCAAACGAUCCUUCAAGAUUCAGGUUGACUCACGAGACAUCUUUUGUGAGGGCACACACUAGUUUCUGGACUCGGAUUCCAGUCUUCUUUUAUAUUGGAUGCUUUUUCCGGCAAUUCUUUCGGUCUGUGAGCAAAUCUGAUUACUUGACCUUGCGCAAUGGGUUUAUUAGCGUUCAUUUGGCACCUGGAAGCAAGUUCGAUUUCCAAAAGUACAUUAAGAGAUCCCUAGAAGAUGACUUUAAGACUGUUGUGGGAGUAAGUCCUGUGUUGUGGGGAUCAUUUGUGGUGUUCUUGCUCUUAAAUGUUCAAGGAUGGCAGACACUUUUUUGGGCAUCCUUGAUUCCUUUAAUUUUAAUCUUAGCCGUGGGUACAAAGCUACAAGCUAUUUUGACGAAAAUGGCCCUUGAGAUAACCGAGAGGCAUGCAGUAGUCCAGGGCAUACCUCUCGUGCAAGGUUCUGACAAAUAUUUCUGGUUUGGUCGGCCUCAGUUGGUUCUUCAUCUUAUACACUUUACGUUAUUCCAGAAUGCUUUUCAAGUGACAUACUUUUUGUGGAUUUGGUAUGAAUUUGGUUUACAGUCUUGCUUCCACGACAACUUUGGACUUAUAAUCGCAAAAAUUGGUUUAGGGGUUGGAGUCCUAUUCUUAUGCAGCUACAUUACACUUCCUCUUUACGCCUUAAUUGCUCAGAUGGGGUCCAACAUGAAGAAAUCCAUAUUUGACGAGCAAACCUCGAAAGCCCUUAAGAAGUGGCACAAGGCCGUGAAGAAGAAGCACGGGCAAGGAGGUCGGUCCCCGGCAAGCCCAACAUCCUCAAUGGGUUCCCCUUUCCACCCGACCCUCCGCCGUUUCAAAACAACCGGCCACUCGACCCGGUCAAUGGGGUUUGACGAUGCUUCGGAUCUUGAGGAACCAACCACACCUCCCAAGCCAACAACUAGCUUGAUCAUACGGGCCAACCCCCAGCCCACGGGCCGUGAUGGCCAUCUCGAUGUGGAUGACACGAGGGAUGAGGAUGACUUCUCAUUCGCUAAACCGGGGCCCAAUAGCAUUGCCAAGUGAAUAAGGGGUUUAGUAGAGUAUUUGUUCAUUAGAGUAUUCGUCCAGAGAGAAUUUGCAAUUGUAUUCCAAAAUAUAUCACAUAUGGUAUCUGUAGAGGAUGAAAAAAAUAUAACUUUUGAUUAUGUAUUUUUUCAAUAUAAAUUAACACAAAUUGUUAUAUUUUAUGAAUUAUUUAAAAAUAUCUUGUAACAACCAAUAAGAAUGGGACAAGUGUUCUAUUCCCGUCUACAACCUUAGUGACUGGGUAGUCCAACAUUAUGAUUUUUGGGGUUUUAUUUUUUUUAUUUAUUUAUUUUUUGUCUUUUAGACGAUGACCCAAGAAUCGGGUGAGCGAUAAAGAGGCUUAUUUGUUUCAUGUAAUAAGAUGAGAUUAGAUUAUGUUGAAAUUCAGAAGAGGAGA
Molecule: messenger RNA, 2523 nt
Organism: Striga asiatica
Lineage: Eukaryota; Viridiplantae; Streptophyta; Magnoliopsida; Lamiales; Orobanchaceae
Source: the annotation of a GenBank genome assembly